This is a messenger RNA of Glycine soja, 1643 nucleotides long. Its product is annotated as DNA-3-methyladenine glycosylase 1-like. The record is from RefSeq and is a predicted model, not a curated record. Gene Ontology annotation, biological process: base-excision repair. Lineage: Eukaryota; Viridiplantae; Streptophyta; Magnoliopsida; Fabales; Fabaceae. Bases 330 to 1319 code for a protein of 329 amino acids. The transcript is spliced from 4 exons. Gene Ontology annotation, molecular function: DNA-3-methyladenine glycosylase activity.
AUGGCGGGCCAGCCCAGCCCAGGCCAUGCAAAGAGAAGUUCUAGAUAAAUGUGGGCAGGUCAAUGGUGGUGAGUGGUGACAUAACCGUUGGAUAAAGAGUACCGAACGCCAUUACGUGGCCUUUUGGUGAGAGUGGCUUUGGAUUCUUUUUCUUAACGGUAAGCAUUCAUACAACAAACAAAGCCAAAGGCCAAUUCCCACAACAAACGCACAACGUUACCCAACAAGAGUGAGUGUGACCCUUCGCCUAAACUAAACUUCUCUUCCCUUAUUUCAGGAUUUAUUCAUCUCUCCAAAACUCAGAAUUUCAAAUCAAAUAAAUACCAACAAUGCCCUUUGCCACCAAGCUUCCACCGGCUCCGGAACCGCCAGCUAUCUUGAAACCUGCCGGAAACAGAGUAACCGUUUCCCAAGAGCCGAAACAGAAGAAGAAGGAGAACAGCGUGAAGACCAGUCCACAGCGUCCCCCGCAAAUUCUGAACACCGUUGUGCAAAGCAACGUGUCUUUGGACAGCACGUGUUCCUCAGAUAGCAAUUCAUCAACCAAAAAGGUGAAGCCCGCAACCGCAACUGUGGCGAGUAGGAGAAACGUGAAGCGUAACGGGUUUAAGCCGGUAAGGGUUGUGCCAGACGCCGUCGAUGUAGCAACAGUGUUGCCGCCUCUUAAGAGAUGUGAAUGGAUCACUCCAAAUUCUGACCCCCUUUACACUGCUUUCCACGAUGAAGAAUGGGGUGUUCCAGUUGAUGAUGAUAGGAAGCUAUUUGAGCUUCUAGUCUUUUCACAAGCAUUGGCAGAACACCGUUGGCCAGCAAUCCUUAACCAGAGAGACAUAUUCAGGAAGCUUUUUGAAAAUUUUGAACCAUCAUCAGUUGCACAGUUUACUGAGAAGAAAUUGCUAACACUGAAAAUAAACGGCAACUCAUUGUUAUCAGAACCAAAGCUCCGUGCCAUUGUGGAAAAUGCUAAACAAUUACUUAAGGUUCAGCAGGAGUUUAGUUCAUUCAGCAAUUACUGCUGGAGAUUUGUUAACCACAAACCGAUAAGAAAUGAAUUCAGAUAUGGACGUCAAGUACCCGUGAAGACUCCGAAAGCUGAAGUGAUUAGCAAGGACAUGAUGCGUAGAGGUUUCCAAUGUGUGGGACCAACAGUAGUUUAUUCGUUCAUGCAAGUAGCAGGCCUCGUUAAUGACCACCUAUUAACAUGCUUCAAGCACCACAAAUGCAAAGUGACAACCAAAAACGAAUUUAAAACUGAGGUUAAGGAGAACAAUGAAACUUCGGAGAUGACAAUAAACAAUGACCGAAGGUCGUUUAAUUGAAGAUGUUCCACGACGCAGGGUCGAUUGUCAUCUUUUUCUUAUUAUUGUAUUGUUAUGCUAUAAUUUUAUUCUUUCUUAAUCUGUUUGUAUGCCACCUAACCUAACCGGAAAAUGAUAGGCUUCAUCUUGUUAUUGGUGUUUCCACGUGAAGGUGCAUGUUUCUUUUAAUACCCUUAGCUAAUAAGUUGCAUGUUCUAAUCUGUUUCGGUGUUCUGUAAUAAAUUUCCAACGUAGUCUUGCCACCCUGUACAAUUGAUGAUGCAUUGCUUCUAUGCCCCACGGUAUAUCAUGUUCUUCAAGAUUUUUGGAAGACUGUUAUCGUAA